This is a messenger RNA of Lymnaea stagnalis (great pond snail), 7213 nucleotides long. Lineage: Eukaryota; Metazoa; Mollusca; Gastropoda; Lymnaeidae. The record is from the annotation of a GenBank genome assembly.
GUUUUCCUAGCAUAAGAGACUAGCUCUAGCUAAACAACAACAAACGCACAUGCAGAACGAUUUAAUGACUCAUUUACUAUUUAUGAUGGUAUUAAGUGUAAGCUUCAAACAUAAUACAUGUAUCUUGGUUAUCCUGUAUUUUGAUUAUCUCUGCCUUAAAUAAAAAAAACAGAAAUUAAGUAGGCAUGCUCGACUCAAGUGAAAUUUAUGAAUACCGGUAUGAUGAUAAUGAUUUUAAAUGAUAAUGAUGGCGAUCGGGGAUGGAAAAUACAGUUGUCAUGAUUGUCAUGAUUAUUAAUAUUGAAUGGCUCAGAAAUCAUUGAUCUUGAAUAUGGGCAUGAAUAUUUUGGAAAGCAUUGGAAGUUUUAAUUUAAGGCAGGGGUGUUGCUUUAGUGUUUGUCGCCCUGGGCCAAGAUGAAUUUUUAGGAUCUUCAAAUCUAAAAUCCAUUAUUAUAUUUUUCGUCAAUAAUGCAAUAAAAUACCACAAAAGCCAAAGCCCAUUUUAGCGCAUUAUUAAUGAUUACAUCUUACACACUAACAAGAGAGUCUCCAAAUAAUAAUAUCCUAUGAUUCUUUGUCCAAUUAAAUUUCAGAAAAUAUGGGUAAUCUACCACUUGAGCGUCGGCCAAGAAAAAAUCCAGUUGUUCCGUUUGGAAGGGCUAUUUAAACAACUAUUCUUACAUUGGAGUCUGUUAAUAUUUUUGCUUCCGUAUAGGCAGUAUAGGCUACAAAGUUAUAUAGCACAAUACUAAUACAUUUAAAUAAUUAUUACUGCCAAGUUAACGAUAUGCCAGGAAGAAAAAGAGACUACAAAAGUGCCGAUGUCCGAAAUGUUUGAUAUAGAUCAGAUACGAAAUGAAGAAGAAUGGUGGCUGUCCACACUACUGCUGAAUUUGUCAGACACCUUAUUCAGCAUCUAAGAUGGUGCAUUAACAAAAUUAUUUUUUUUGAUGCAGAUGACGCGGAUGUCCACACACAGAAUGUGGACCACAGUGGAAAACAAGGAUGCUCAAAAAGCGUAAACUGAAAAGACAGUUUGGCACAAGCCGUGAUCUUUCCCCUUCAUAUUUACGUGAAUUCAUGUACCAUAACCGAUUUCGUGGAACUUAUAUUUUUUAAAACUUCAUUGUCACCUUGGGGAGAACUAUGCAUAAUUCCAUUUCAAACAUUAAAUUGUUUAAAUUCUUCUGUUUCAAAUUUUUAAAAUAGUUUUUCUAUUAAAAAAACAUGUUCUUGUGUAUUUGUAUUAGUACUAUUAUUAUGGGAAUGAAUACGUACAACCAAUGUCAUUAAAAAUAGUAUAAGAAUAAUUGAAUAAAUAGCCUUUCCAACCGGAACAGCUGGAUUUUUUCUUGGCCGACGCUCAAGUGGUAGAUUACUAAAAUAUAUACUUAUAAUAUGGAAUAUUAUUAUUACUAUUAGGGAUGUAUAAGUAUAUGAAUAUAAAAGUUACUAAAAAAAGCAGAUUUAAUGUAUUUCUACAGAAAAAAUACAAUUGAGGCUUCAUGCUUCAACAUAUUGCAUGUCAACAAAAAAUUAUUUAUAAUUAUGCCUAUUUUUUAUCACACAAAGUGAUUUACUCUGAUGUACCAACUAUAAAAAAAUAAUCCAAAUACUUGCAUUUAUUUUAUUGUUCUCAGUGAUGUUAUGUUUAUCUCAACAACAAAAAAAUGACCUCAGACUUUGGGUGUAUUGGUAGACAAGAUGCUGUCUCAUUAAUAUUUAAUAAGUCAUUCAUUAAUAUGAACAAUUAUUUUCAAAUUAAAAUCCAAUAAAUAAGCAUUCACUGAGCAUCAAAAAAUAUAAUUUCUAAGGUACUUGGCAACAUAGAAAUAUAUUUUCAUUGUAAUAUUAUAUUUUUACAAUUACUGUUGAAAUUUCUGUUUAAAAUUUAAGUACCUUUUUAUGCAUUCAGUCAUUCUGUUACAGCUCCCAUGAAAUUUAUGUGCAAAUAUGAUUGGCAGUGGAGAGAUGGCAUUAUUUCAUAAAACCUUGAGAAAACACAUCUUUUUGCACCCCACUGAUAAGAAACGGAGAUAUCAUGCAGUAAAAGCAGCUCUUCUCCAAGACAAGCAGAAAUAUUCUGACAGGUUUGUUAAUUCUAUGUCUUUUGGGGAUGACAUAUCACUUUUGUAAUCUGCCAUGAACAAACAUUUGAACUAAAUAAUACUUAAUUUAAUUUUAUGGUCAACUGUUUUUUUUUGUUGUGUUCUUUUUCAAAUUUUAAUUACUUAAUUUUUUAAUACAAAAACUAAAGCUUUUCGUUGGACUACCAUAAUUAGUGUUUAAGUUAUUUUCAUUUAGUGCUCUUAAUUUUUGCAUGCUCUGAAAUGUAAGUUAGUCCAAACUCAGAGAAUAACUGAGAAUAUACGCUAAUACUAUUAGAUGAUAAGUUGAAUGAUAUAAAAAAUAGCAAUGUUGUGUUCUGUUUUUAAUACUGGGUACUUACAAUUUUUUUUUUAAUUUCAAAAAUUUUGUGUGCGUGUCAGCUUCAGUGUAAAAAAAUAAUUAAAAUUUGACUUUUGUGUGUUUGUGUAUAUUUUAUGUUAUAGACUGCAAGGUGCUUUGUUGGAUGUUAACAACUUGAAAAUUGUAGGGGAUCGUCAUUUGGUUGUUGAUGGAUAUCUCAGCAUGGAGGUCGUGGCAGAUUUUUAUGUCUUCAGUCCAAAACUUGGCCAGGUCCUUGAUGGAGUUAUAAAUAAGGUAAGGCAAUCAACUUUGGAAAUACCCACUGCGAUACUGGAGCUGAAAAAAAAAAAAAAUUAUCAAAGUCAUCAGAUGGGUUAAUGUAUCCCAAUUUUGGUUCAUGGGUUAAAUUAACAUUUAUUUAAUCAAAUAAAUGUCUGAUAGAAAAGUAAAAUAGGAAUGAAGUAACACAUGUUAUUUAAUGGGAAAUUUAGCAUUACUUAUGUUACCACGUGGAUGUAGUGAAAAUAAUAUUGGUUAAAUCAGAGGCAUGAGGCCACUUUCACUAAGAAGUGAGUGCUGCAGUUGACCCUAAGUAUUUUGAAAAUUUAAAUUCAUGGAAACAAGCUUCUCUAAUAAGUGAUAAUAAGGCCACGUACCUUAAAUAGCCAUAGAAAUCUCCAGAUGCCUUAACCUUUGAUGAUGUUUAGUUUUUUAGUAGUCAUCAGUCUAACUAUGUCACCAUAAAAAUUAAUGCUGGUUCUGUUGCAUUUGCUUUUUUGACAUGCCACAGUGCAGCAAAAGCCACAUCGGCUGUUUGGUGAUGGACACAUUCAAUGCGGCUCUGACGCUUCCUCCAUCUUGUCAACUUGCCCCCAGUAUUGGAGACUCUUGCAGCUUUCAGGUCAAAGAAGUCGUGGUGGAUGGAGAGAUUUUAUUUAUGAGAGGCACUCUGAAGAGGUAAACUGGAUUGGAAUGUAAAUUUUUAUUUUUUUACCAGUUCCAUUUCAUAAACAUGGGAGAUUUUCUCCCAGUCUAAAUGUUCUCUCAGACUAAAUUUUCUCCCAGUCAUUUUGUUGAACAAUAAUGUUUUAUUUCCAGAGUGUGAUCUAUCCUUUCAUCUUGGGGGACCUCAGAUGGGAAACAUUGCUGUAAAUAAAGACUGUCUAAUGGGAAUCAGCUACAUAAAGCCCUCAACAAGAAAUUCUGUUAUCUUGUCUUAUUUAAAAUUUGUUGUCUUAACUAACUUUGAACUUUGUUUUUUAAGGUAUCAACUUUUGACAGUUAAGGAUUUGAACAGCUCUUGACUUUGGUCUAAAUGACUGAUCUAUUAAUCUAACAACAGGACUCAUCGUCAAGUGUCCCGUCUCCUUGUUGUGUGAUCCAAUAAUUUCAAGUUAAAUCAACUUCUAUCAUUAUUUAUCUGGGUGUUCUCAUGUUGGAUCUCUUUCACCUACAUCAGGGUCCUCAAACUAAGUCCAGCAUGCCAUAUCCGGCUCACCAGUGUUCCUUAACUCUUUUCAUUCCUCUUAUAUAGAGAGCGUACAACUAUAUACGUUGGUUAUUGUUGCUAAUAAAAUAUUGUCUUUUUUAUUUUUUAAGUGUUGUUCUACCUAUUUUAUCAUACAUUUGGAAUAAAAAUAUAUUUUUAAAAAAAAAAUAUUUAAAGAUUUUAAAUAAUAAUUUAUGUUUUUUUGCGAGUUGGAGGUUCACAUGACAUGCCGAAGCGUUACUGACCAUUUUGGGAAAAUUUGUGCAAGACGCUAGUCGAUUCGGCAGCCCAAAAUUUUAAAUAAUGAAUACUACUGACGAAAAUAGUGAUCAAAUUUUAUCUGAAACAUCUUGGGAAGAUUGUUGGGAACCUGAAUCUAGUGACUUUGAUUCAGAUUUUGAUGAGAAUCUGCCUUUAUAGCCCAUUAUAGUCACUAAAACUAGAAGGUUAGUAAAUCGAGUGUUUCGUCAUUCCAUUUUUUUAAUAGAUUUUUUACUUUUAUUUUUAUUUUAUCGGUUUAAAUUGUAUUUUUAAUCAUAAUUGAAGUAUUUACUACCCAUUUUAAAAUGAAUCUACGCAAAUAAAAUCAUUGUAUAAUUUGUGAAUAUUUUAUUAUAUAAAUAAUUUUAGAAGACUUUAUGCUUAGAAACUGUUGCUAAGGAAUGUAAACAAUGCAGUCGGCACUGAUUAUUAUGAUAUAUUUCAUCCUAAAGACCUUGAAAUUUGACAUCGAUGUGUGCUAUAAAAAAUUAUUUAUCUGACACUAAUGUUUUUUUUGUCAUAACGAUUUUUAGACAGUAUUUGAGAUAUUAAAAACUGGAAAUUUAAGGAAGUAUAUAUUUUAUAUUCAUUGCAUCCCUAAUAGCUGCAUCAUAUAGGUCUAUAAUAUUAGUGCUUCUUUUACAUUCACAGGCUAGGCUUGUAUGAGGUUCGAGAUGAUGACCCACUGGUUCCCUCUCCUAAGUUUCCCCCAGCCAGAAAGCCAGGCUGACGUGUGGGAAGAAAUGUCAUAACAUGGAUACAAUCUGCAUCCUAAAGUCUAAGGAUUUUCAAGAUAUGUUUCACACUGAAUUUGGUUGAAACAUUUGUAAAAUACACCUAUUCAACUACCAUGGGACCUUGGAAACAUUCCAUCAACUUUGGUUUGUUGAUAUCUCAACAACAUAUCACUUUUACACAUUUCUAGGACUAAUGUGCAUGUCAACUGUACAAGUCCUGAGUGUACAAAAAUACUCAUCAACCGCAACAAUGUUUCAUUACUCAUGCCGUAUUCCCAAAAACAUAUUUAAUCAAAUAAGACAUUCUUCAAAGUUUGUAACAUUGAAACAGACAAUGAGGACAAACUGUGCAAAGUGAAUUUGUCAGACUUUAUCAGAAGUAAAUAAAGAUAAAAACCAAAGCAAUGUGAUAUGAUGUGAUGGAUAAUAAUUUAUACUAUGUUCAGUGGAGAGGAAAUUAGACAAGCCUCACUUAUUUCAAAUAAUAUGACAGCAAAUGGAUUUUCUUUUGUGAACAAAACCAAAACUGAUUUGUGUCUUUCUAGGCAAUUAUUGGGGAGAAAAACCAAAUAUUGUCAAAUCAGAUUUUGAAAUCAUACAAUUCAUUCCUGUGACCUGUGUGGUGUUGACCAGUUGAUAAAUGAAUAUAUCAUUCUAAGUAAAGAGAACAACACUGGACUAAUCCCCUUUUCCAUUUUGUUGAUAAUGCCAGCUAUAAUCUCUUCAGGAUUGUUCAAAAGAAAACUAUUGUAUAGAUGAACUGAAGCUACCUGACAUUUUAUUCUCAACUGACUUCACCGAGGAAAUUAUUUUAGCAUUUGCUGAUCUACUGAAAGUGAUGCAGUUCCGAAUGCUGCAAAUGUAAAUAACACCAAAUACAAUCUAAAUGCAAUAAUUCCUGAUUGCAUAGAUUUUAAAAGCAAUUGUCAGUGUGGUAGUGCUAUAAAUUAGGAAUGCUAAGCAAAUAAAAUUAUAAAUCAAAUAUAGGGCAUGGUAAAUUUAUCUUUGUUAAAAAUACAAGAAACUUCCUGAGUAACAGUACCAUGAAGUUUAAAAUCUCUAUUAUUUUUAAAAAUCUUGAAGUAUUUUUUUAAAGGUAAAAUAAUAAUAACCUGUAAUUUUUGUGAAUACUUGGUUGGGGGGGGGGGCGGUGAGUUUUAUUUUUAAAAAAUUAUUUCCCCUUUUUGACACAUUUUAAAAAAUAAUUUAUAUUUUGGUCAAAAUCACAUGAAAUGUUCUAAAUCAUGCAUAUAAUAUAAGAAAAUGAAUUUUCUUUCUAAAUAAACAAAUUUUAUUAAAUAAUUUCAUGUGGCUUGUUUUUUUCCUUCUUUGCAUGUGAUCACCAAUUUUUUUUACACAUUUUUAUUUUUUUAAAAUUGCAUUAUUUUUUUCACAACUUCUAAGCAUUGACACUAUGUGUUUGAAAACAAAUAUUUUUAGAAACCUCAUGCAUGUCCCCACAAUAAUAUAUAUAUAACAUCAUGAAUUUUAGACAAGGAUUCUAAAAGUUAUUGACUCUUUUUUAAGGUCUUUUUUAAGAAAUCUCAUGAAAAACAUACAAAAUUCAAGGAAUGUAAAGAGUUAAUGCAGUCCCCUGGUUACAGUACGAGUGGGCAGAUAGCAGUGACAGAUAUUUAAUUGGAUAUUGACCAUCGUUUUAGCAACAAGCAGGACCUACUUCCCACGGAAAUACUAAUAACUUUACAUAAUGAUUAAAAUUGUUGAUCAUUUUCAAUAAUGCAUUGUUUUUGUCUGUUUUGAAAAAAAGAUAUGUGCAGUGUGGAUAGGAAUAUGUUAACAUUUUUUAACACCAUUGCCUGGCCCCCAAAAGUGCCUGAUUAAGAAGUUUGAGGACACUUUGAUUUACUACUAAUAAUUUAUUUUUCCAAUAGUCUUUCCUAUUACAUAAAUUACAUGUUAUAUUUCCUUUGCAAAUACUUUCAACUCAAUAUCCAAUGCAUAUCCUUACUAUUCCUAUCCCAGUGUCACUCCUAGGCCAAGUGCUGUCAGUCUGGACGAUGAGAAAGUGGAGUCAGGGGAUAUCAUGGAAGGAUACGAUGAUUCUUCAGAACAAUAUGUCAAGCCUCAAGUGACAGAAAUGCCCACAGACAAUAUGUGGGAAAAAUCAGGAGUUGAAGAGGAACCUACGUGCUCAUCAGCUGUCAUCAAGGAGGAGCCUCUUGAAGUUGAAAUAAAAGAAGAAAUUCUCAACACCUCUACUGGUUCCACAAGGUCACAGAAGAGGAGGAAGACAGAUAGUAGCACUCUGACACCAAAGAAAAUAAAGAGAGAGUAAAGGAAAUGUGAUUUUUAAUUC